CUCGCCAUACGCCGCGGGUGCUCAUAUCGCCCCUAUGGAUUGAAGGCAGAUUUUCACUCUUUCAAUUAGUUCUUUCCAGACUAGCAGCUCACGAAGACACGCCGUCACAAUGUCGUCCUCCAAACCGCCGCAGAGCGGCAAUGCGGACUCCGGUUCCUCAGCGAAGCCGUUCUCUUUAUCACUAGGCGGAAAUUCCACAAGAGCACCAGCAAAUGGCCCGCCGAAAAAGACGUCCUUCAACAUUCAAGGCGCGGCGCGUUCCACCGACCCACCUAGCCGAACACUCGCGCGCCGACCUCACCACCUGCACGAUGACGAAGAAUCCGAUGAAGAAGCUGCGCCCACCCACGAAGCCGUCACCGGGUUCGACACCUUAACGGGAACCGCCAUCCCCGCAAACAAGGUGGAAGAAAAGCGCGAGCUGGUUAUACCCGUCGCCGGAAACAAUAAUUGGAGGGACCGCCCAAGCGUCAAUCUCCGGAAACCUAAGGGCAAGAACCUUUUGCCAAAGGAGGUUCAGGCCAUUCAGGAAGCGCAGAAAAGGGGCGAAGUUGCUGGAGAUAAUGUUGAGACAGAGCGUCCGAGUGUGGCUUAUGGAUUGACUUUUGCGCAGCCGGCUUCGCAGGAUUCAGCCCAGCCGACGGAUAAUGAUCGUUCGAUGAAGGAUGUUACUGGGCCUGCUGCUGAGGAAAAACGCAAGCCACUUACUCAGGAUGAGAUUGCUCUGCAGGCGCUUAUCCGGGAGACGAAGGGUGAGCCGGAGCGCAGGUCGGAUCUUGUUAUUGAGUCGGUUAAUCGGGAUGACGAUGAUCGGGCCGGAGGACGGUAUGAUGAGACCUCUUCGUUUCGAGCGGAUGUUGCGGCGCGCCCGGAAUCUGCGAGCUUGGAUCAGUAUAACGCAAUCCCGGUUGAGGAGUUUGGCGCUGCGCUACUUCGUGGUAUGGGGUGGAAGGAGGGUCAAGCUGUAGGAAGAGGAAAAUACGGUGGUUCUGCAAAUCAGGACAAUAAGCCGCGGGUCCCGGAGCGCCGUCCCGGGUUCCUGGGGAUCGGAGCAAAAGAUGUGUCUGGUGGGAAGGGUGCAGAGGCCGAGCUCGGCGCAUGGGGCAAGGCUGCCAUGCGGAAAGGCUCUAGGAAGGUAGGGAAGGAGGGCGAGUCCAACCCGGAGGGUGUAUAUAUGCCCAUUAUGAUGCGGAACAAGCAAACGGGCGAGUUCAUAACGGAGGAGGAACUUGCUGCGCAACGGAAGGAUGUCAAGAAACGGGGCGAUGAGGAUGAAUGGAAGCAACGACGCGAUCGCAAUUUGGAGAAGAGUGGCCGUGAUAGGGAUCGCGAUCGUGACUCCCGGCGUCGCGACUACGAUGACGAUGACAGUGAUCGCUAUGACAGACGCAGGACGGGAUCUUCAAGGAGAGACCGGAGUUUGUCAUCCAGUGACCGGCAUUCAAGACGGCGCAAAUACGAAGAUGAAGACAGUGACAGUCGAGAUGACCGCUACUACCGGGACCGGGACCGGGACCGGGAUCGUGACUAUCGCAGGGAUCGCGAUCGAAAUGGGGACCGGGAACGAGAGCGUGACAGGGACAGAGAUCGGGAUCGAGACCGCAGCAGACGGUAUCGAGAUGAUGAUCGCCAUAGUAGCUCGAGGCACUCUUCCUCGCAUACAUUGAGCAGACAUCGUGACCGUGAUAGGGAGCGAGACAGUGAUCGCGACUCUCGCCGGAGAAGGAGAGACGAUGAUCGAUGAUUUGAGGAAGACCUUUCAGUUUCAUAGACAUAUUCAAAUCCGCAUAUACUACUUAUGAUCUUGAUACCAUUUUUGUAUGACUAAGGGCGUGUGGAAG
Messenger RNA from Aspergillus costaricaensis CBS 115574, 1841 nucleotides. RefSeq names its product spliceosome ATPase-activating subunit SPP2 (gene spp2). Bases 110 to 1744 code for a protein of 544 amino acids. The transcript has a single exon. Gene Ontology annotation, cellular component: spliceosomal complex. Gene Ontology annotation, biological process: mRNA splicing, via spliceosome. NCBI's taxonomy places the organism in Eukaryota, Fungi, Ascomycota, Eurotiomycetes, Eurotiales, Aspergillaceae. The record is from RefSeq and is a predicted model, not a curated record. Gene Ontology annotation, molecular function: nucleic acid binding.